AGGGGAGGGUCUAAAGCUGGGGAUCAGAAUGUUAAGAAGAGGGGAUGGAUGGAGGAGAUAAGGGGCAGCGAUCCAGUGGAGGGGAGUAGUUGCAGAUAAAACUUCUGCCCAGCACAGCAGGGGUUACCCAUGACAGGGAGGGGAAAAGGAAGGGGGGUUGUAACUUAAAGAUCUUUGGCGGACUUGUGAGGGGCUGAUCUGGAGGUGGGAGGAGGGAGCAGCUGGCCAAGGAGGAGAUAGAGGAGGCAGUGAGGAAAUUCUGGCCACAUCUGUCUGAACUUUGCUAGGCAGAGGCAAGUGGGAGACUAGACCAGAGAGGCAAAGACCAGGCAGAGGGAGAAGCAGAGGAACCUGUUCUCUGGCCAAGUCUGCCCCGUGCCAGAGGUGCUCUGGAGCCUCACCACUUGGCAUCCGAGCCCCCUGCCCUAGGAGGGACAGAUGCUGGCCUCUGAAGACAAACUCGAGUCCAACUGAGCCUCGGAGACCUCGGUCCAAGCUGAAGGAGGUCCAGUGCUGAGUGGGUGAGUCACCCACAGGCUGGAAUCGGCCUCGUGUCUCCUUCCCUUCGGCUCUUCUUUCUGCCCGUGGGGAUCCCAGCAUGGAAGAAGGAGCGGACUUUGACAGCUACUACCCAGGAGAGAACCAGACUGUGGAGUGUGAGUACACAGACUGGAAGUCCUCAGGGUCUCUCAUCCCUGCCAUCUACAUCCUGGUCUUCCUCCUGGGCACCACUGGCAAUGGCUUGGUGCUCUGGACCAUCCUGCGGGGCAGUCGAGACAAGCGGCGUUCCGCCGACACCUUCAUUGCCAGCUUGGCGGUGGCUGACCUGACUUUUGUGGUCACGCUCCCUCUGUGGGCCACCUACGCCUACCUGGACUACACCUGGCCCUUCGGCGCCUUCGCCUGCAAGGUGAGCAGCUAUUUGAUCUUCGUCAACAUGUACGCCAGCGUCUUCUGCCUCACAGGCCUCAGCUUCGACCGCUACCUGGCCAUCGUCCGGCCCGUGGCCAAUGCCAGGCUGAGGCUGAGGGUCAGCGGCGUGGUGGCCACGGUGGGCCUGUGGAUCUUGGCCGCCCUCCUGGCCAUGCCUGCCAUGGUCUUCCGCUCGGUCGGAGAGCUGGAGAACAACACCAAGCUCGUGUGCUACAUGGACUACUCCCUGGUGGCCGCUUCAGGGUCCGAGCUGGCCUGGGAGGUGGGGCUGGGCGUCUCCUCCACGGCUCUGGGCUUCGUGGUCCCCUUCACGGUGAUGCUGACCUGCUACUUCUUCAUCGCCCGCACCAUCGCGGGCCACUUCCGGAAGGAGCGCAUCGAGGGCCUCCGCAAGCGCCGGCGGCUGCUCAGCAUCAUCGUGGUGCUCGUGGUGACCUUCGCCCUGUGCUGGCUGCCCUAUCACUUGGUGAAGACCCUCUACAUGCUGGGCAGCCUCCUGCACUGGCCCUGCGACUUCGACCUCUUCCUCAUGAACGUCUACCCCUACUGUACCUGCGUCAGCUACGUCAACAGCUGCCUCAACCCCUUCCUCUACGCCUUCUUCGAUCCCCGAUUUCGGGAGGCUUGCAGGGCCCUGUUGUGCUGUGGCCAGAGUGGGUGCUGGGGCACUGCCCCGGGGGGCGGGGAGAAGUCGGCCAGCUACUCCUCCGGGCCCAGCCAGGGCCCGAGCCAGAACCCAGGGAAGGGCGGGGAGCAGCCCCAGGAGAAGUCCAUCCCUUACAGUCAGGAGACCCUGGUGUCCGACCACAUCCUAGCAUAGAAAAGCCAGCCUCCUUCCCCAGCCCUCCCUCAGCUCCCUGAACUCUGGGGAGAGCCACCAACCCUCCUCUCCUCCCGGCUUUGCUCUGCGAAGAUCCCCCCUUCGCCCACCUCUUCACCCUUUCUUCUAUUUCUCUCUGCUUUCCCCUUGCUUCCCUGCCUGGCUCCCUCCCUCAUUCUCCUGCCUCCCAGCUCUGGGAUUUUAGAGUCAGAAGGCAUUUAAGCCACCGUUUGGCUGAACCUCCCCAUUUUAUAACGUAGGUAACCGAGGUCUAGAGAGGGAGUCUGACUUUUUCAGUGUUACCAUAGGUAAUGAGGGGAAGACAUCAGAUUUGAACCCAGAUCUCAUGACUCUAAGAUUAGGGCUCCUUUGCUUCUCUCCUUCUGCCCUCUUCUGUUUCUACUAGCUGUUUUCCCAUCCUUUCUCAUUUUCCUUUCAAAUCUUUCAAGAGGUCCCGGGAUGGAGGAACAUAGGGGAACUGCCAAGGUUCUCCCCAACCCCCUCUAGGAGGCCGCAGAGGUCUUUGUCCUGUUGUUUCUUUAGGGAGAGUCUGAGGAGAGAGAGAGCCCUUCCCUUGCAGAGGGAGGGUGGCAGAACUGCACCUAAUGGUCCCUGGAUUCUGGAUGGAGAUCUCAUCGGCUAAUGGCUCAGCUCAGUCCACCCCUGGGCCAGGCUGAACUCUCCUGGAGGGGCUCAUUAACUCCUUGGAAAUAUAUUUCCCAUCUGCCAUUGCUCUGCCCUUCUUAAUAAUGGGUCAGGAAGAGGAAAGAGGGAGAAUCCCACUGCCUGGAAUUGGGGAACCAGGAAGGGGCACUAAUGGAAAACUUCUAAAAUCCCACUUGGAUUAGAGAGGGGGCAACAGGGAUCAGAAGGGGGCCUGGGCCUGGGCAGGAGGUGAGAUGAUGGAAUCUGGGGUUCUAGUUUGAAAACUUCUCUUUCUAGCUAUAAAUUCCUCCCUCUAAAAUGUCCCUUCCUGUGUUUCCCUGGGCCCUUUGUAUGAGAGAGAGAGAGAGAAAGAGAGAGAGAGAGAGAGACAGAGAGAGAGAGAGACAGAGAGAGACAGAGAGAUAGAGAGACAGAGAGACAAGAGACAGAGAGACAGAGAGACAAGAGACAGAGACAGAGUGUGUGUAUCUGUGUCUGGGUUAUUUGAUCUUCUUCACAGCGGAGCACCCCCACCACCUAAUAUUUACCCUGCUGAUUUCCUUGAAGCUGAGGAAGUGGCAUGUUAGAGAUCUCCCUGGCCCCUCCCUGGCACUGGGGGCUCUGACGGCUGGUCCGUCAGUUAAGGGAGAAGAGCGUUAAAGGAGAGUUUCUAGACUCCUUCCAGCCACCCAUCAUUUGGAGACUGCCCUGGCUGUCCGAAGAUCUGUCCCUGCCGAGCUGCUCUGGGGCUGGGGUAAUUAGAAUGUUUUGUUUCCUCCCGCUUGGUCAAAGUGGGAAGGGAACUCAAGGCAGGUGCAAUGCUUCCUCAGGCUCUCUUCCCGAGAGUGAGAGGAAGCCUCUCUCUUGCCCCUUGUUCCCAGGGACAGCAGCUUAUUUUAGAGGUCAGGCUUGGAGGUGGAGGAGAUGCUCAGGGGAGGUUCACCUCAUGGGGGGCUGUUGGAAUGGUCUUUUUGGUUUCUCCCAUCUCUGGGGUGUUUACAGAGUGGGAUGUGGACAGGAUCAGGCUGGUUCUGUUCAUGUGCCCCACGAACCCUAGAGAAUGCUAUAAAUAUGGACACCCAUUGGGGUGGGGAGCAACUGGGGGUGCUGACCCCAUAGAACUCUGGGAAUCAAGACCAGGUAUAAGAACUCCUCUUUGGGUAAAUAUACAGAAGCAAGAAAAGCCUGCCUCAGUAUCUAUGGUCUUGUUGACUGCCUCUGGGAGGUGGCAAAGGCUAAGGAGCUGAGAGUGGGAGAGAAGGGAAGAGGGUUCUUCUGAAUCAGGGAAUAGGACCAAUCUCAGCCACCUUCUUCCACUCCAGACUGCAUUUGAUUCGCUUUCUGCAGGCACCUGUGCCCAGCCUGCUGAUGGCCUUAAACCAACCACUCCAAGAGCAAAGGCUUGGCACUCAUGGCCUGGGAAGGGAAGGCGAUUUCACCCUAAGGCCCUGCUUUUUGGACUGAAGUGAUGCCCAGGAUUCAUCUGAGGACACUGGGGGAACUUCUCUGGAUUGAACUCCCACACCUGUUAGUAGACACACUGUCAGCUCCUGAGAGUGGGGGCUCCUGGGACUUUGCUUUUCCCCAUCAGGAGUAGUUGUCAUUUUCCUAUUUGGUUUUGUUAUUGUAAAUAAUAAAGUCCAACCCUUUUGAGUA
Molecule: messenger RNA, 4054 nt
Organism: Monodelphis domestica (gray short-tailed opossum)
Lineage: Eukaryota; Metazoa; Chordata; Mammalia; Didelphimorphia; Didelphidae
Gene: APLNR
Product: apelin receptor
Biological process (GO): calcium-mediated signaling; positive regulation of cytosolic calcium ion concentration; neutrophil chemotaxis
Cellular component (GO): membrane; external side of plasma membrane
Molecular function (GO): C-C chemokine binding; C-C chemokine receptor activity
Source: RefSeq, a predicted model, not a curated record